Medioppia subpectinata is the source of this 545-nucleotide messenger RNA. The record is from the annotation of a GenBank genome assembly. NCBI's taxonomy places the organism in Eukaryota, Metazoa, Arthropoda, Arachnida, Sarcoptiformes, Oppiidae.
AUGAGCCCGCGAUCGCGAAAAAUCAAAAAGAGUAAAGACAAGAAAGUGGAUGAGAAGAGACCGCGGACUGCGUUCACAGCCGAACAGUUGAGUCGAUUAAAGCAGGAAUUUGUGGACAAUAAAUAUUUGACUGAAAAGCGAAGACAAGAUUUAGCGAAAGAAUUAAAGCUAAAUGAAUCACAAAUUAAGAUUUGGUUUCAAAAUAAGAGGGCAAAGAUCAAGAAGACUACCGGCAAUAGGAAUCCAUUGGCUUUACAUCUGAUGGCUCAGGGAUUGUAUAAUCACAGCACUGUUGCCGAUGGAGAAGAAGACGACGACGAGAUGUACUACAACGAGGACAGAGAAGACAGAGAUUCUUCAUGUGCUUCACCGCCGCAAUCGUCUGACCAAAAGAGCAACAAUUCUUAGUUUAUAUCAUAGUUUUGCUCCAAUAAAUGGUUAAAAUAUUUGUAAAUACUAUGUUUGAGAAGCGAACAAAAUUAUGAUAAUAUUAUAAUUAAUUAAUUGUACAGUAAAUGAAAGAAUUAUCAUAUGAUAUAAUACGG